This is a messenger RNA of Mytilus californianus (California mussel), 1051 nucleotides long. RefSeq lists its product as uncharacterized. The coding region runs from base 15 to 953 and encodes 312 amino acids. The transcript has 2 exons. The record is from RefSeq and is a predicted model, not a curated record. Lineage: Eukaryota; Metazoa; Mollusca; Bivalvia; Mytilida; Mytilidae.
UUUUACCAAAUUUGAUGAACUACAAGUUUUUACUGUUCGGUGCGGGUAGAUAUUGGUUCCAACGUCAACAUUUCUCAGACUUGUUCAGAAUGAGAAGAUAUAUCAUCGAUAAAAUUACAGAUGGAUAUGCUGAGGUCACAGCACAUGGACUCGACUAUAAUUAUGAUGAUAGAACAGGAAAAUUAAGCAUAUGGAACAUGUCAUUGUUCAUGGAUGGUGGAGAAGAGUCGGUCGAGAGAAAUGGCUCUAUUUAUGACCGUCCAAAGUUACAAUCAAAAGAUACGUCUUUCGUUCUAAUCAAACAAGUCCUUACGGUCGAGCCAUCGUUUUACAGUUACGAUUUUAUGUCUAAUAUAUCAUUUAAAAUAACGAAAACAUUUUGUAAACCUGGGAGUUCAUCGCUAGUUACAGUGUCAAAACUGUUUGAUAAAGAGAGCGGACAAUUUUUAGUAGAGAGAGUUGUUAAAUUUCUCAGGAUUGAUAACAACACUCGCCGACCCUUGCAAAAUCCUGCUUGGUUUUUAGAAAAGUAUGCAAACAUGGAAGCUUCUCCAUCUGAAGUUUUAAAAAAUACUCUACCAGACCUACCGAAAGAAGUUUUUAAAUACAGAACUGUCAUUCGUUACGGCGACAUGGAUACGAACUUUCAUACUAACCAAUCGUUUUAUAUCAAGAGCUGUUUUGAUUGUGCUUCUGCUGCCAGUUUGAAGAAGAUACUGGUUCACUUCUCUGGAGAUAUAUGCUGGUACCCUGUGGUAUUUUUAAGCGUGGAUUAUCUAGGAGAGAGCUUCCCAGGAGAUGAAAUAAUCAUUGCAAUGUGGCAAGAUAAAGAUGACAUUUCUAGAUUUAGAUUUUAUAUUUAUAAUUCUCAAAAUAGAAAGCUGUUGACUUACGUUGUUUGUCAGUUAGAACUUAAUAGGAUUGUUCAUGAUAAAAUCCUCUCAAACUUAUAACUAACUGCUUUUGAAAACAAUUCCAUAAGUCAUGAAAGAGUAAACAGAGGAACGCAUAUAAACCUUCGAUAGUGAAAUAAAUGUAUAGGAGAUCGGUA